AUGAAUAUCGCAGGCAUGGGCUGGAGGUUUUUCCUUCUCGUGGGCAUUUUGAGUGGCCUCGCUGGGUUGAUGAUCUUCCGCAUAGCGCCGCUUUGUGGGCGUUUUCCUCAGUAUUUUAAGCACUUCUGCACGACCAGAGUGACCAUGAAGUACUUAACCCAAGACGAAGCACAAAAAAUAGAUCAAGAGUUGUUUAAUGAGUAUUCGUUCAGCGUGGACCAGCUGAUGGAGUUGGCUGGAUUAAGCGUGGCUGUAGCUCUUACCAAAGCGUAUCCCAGAGGACCUAGUCAUCCAAACGUUCUGGUCUGUAGCGGCCCUGGUAACAAUGGAGGCGAUGGACUAGUUGCGGCUAGGCACCUUAAGAUGUUUGUAUGUCUGUUUAUGAUAAAUAUUGACAAGGGAGAGUAGAGCUCCAUGCAUAUAAACUAUGCAUCACGCAUUACAUUGUUGUCAACUACAUGCUAUAAGCUGUGCAGUAUACCUUUAAAUCCUUAUAUUAUGCUGUUUUCUUCAUUAAAACGAAUAUGGAAAAAAAAAACAUCACUUAUAAGAAUUAUGCCUCAAAAUUCUGGCUUAUAAGCCCUAAGCUUAUUUAUUUACAGUUUGGGAGGGGUGUACAUAGAUCUGGAGGGCUUUGAGAGCAGUUUAACAAAGAGAUUCUCAAACAAGCAGUUUCUAAAACAAGCAUUAUUUUCCCCCAAGAAAAACUUAAAAACAAACUUCAACUUACUGUAACGGGACAAGAAUAUGUAUACUUUUUGGGCCAUGUGGUUUGUCGGAAUUUACCCUGGCAGGGCCUCCUGAAGCAUAAACCAGAUCUGGGAAGUAGCAUGUUAUUGUAAGAAAUUUCUGCACUCGUUCCUCAGACUUUCCUUUGAUAGGGAAACCAGUAGUGACUAUGAGAAAUGUCUGCUGUUUUCUCAACCUAGGGGAAAGUUUAACCAGGACUUUUGGGUAUACUAAGGAUAUGGGGUUUACAGAAGGAGGGUGGGGUGCGGUCUACAGCUGAAAUCUGAGAUGAAAACAAUUUUUUUUGUUAUAUUGUAUGGAUGGGUUGACUGAAAUAGGUAUUAAGCUCAACACAUGAAAAGUUCAAUGUUUGAACUGGGCCUAAUAGAGACAUUAAACUGAGAUAAUCACAAUCUUACUCAGACAUGAUAUUACCCACAGUGCGUCACCCACCAAAAAUGAUAAGCCCAAGAGACAAGACAACAUUUACUCUAGAUACAUAGCAGACGAUAACCAAACAUAGAGGGAACGGGAAACCUCAAAAUAAUACAGUAAAAAAAAAACAAACAAACUGAACAUAAUAACAAAGAACUUCAUAUGCGUUCAUAAUAUUAUUGCACUUUAAACUUGAUACUGGCCAGUGUUAUUGUUGAUUAGAGACUCUUCCUUAGUAAUAGUGAGAUUUGUUCACUGUUAUAUUAGGGAUACAAUCCAAAGAUUUAUUAUCCCAAGAAGUCAGAGAAACAGCUUUUCAAAAACCUUGUGACACAGUGUGAAAAGAUGGACAUACCAUUCAUUCCUGAGUUACCAUCGUCAAGCCAGAUUAAUGAGCAAUACAGGUUGGUGGUGGAUGCUAUUUUUGGAUUCAGUUUUAAAGGGAAUGCACGGCCACCAUUUGGAGAUGCAUUAUCAACCUUGAAGGAUGUUAACAUUCCUGUUUGCUCAGUGGACAUCCCUUCAGGUAAAUAAUAAUAAUAAUAAUAAUGAUAUAUAUUAUAAUGAAUUGGAGGUAGCACAUCCACAAAGUGGUUCUUCGUCUACCUGAUUCCUGAUCGAAUUGGAAUUUGGAAAUGUUGGUUUUUGAGGUGAGGGGAAAACCGGAGUACCCGAAGGAAAACCUCUCGGAGCAAAGGAGAGAACCAACAACAAAUUCAACCCACACUAGUAUGGCGCUGACCCCGGGAUUUGAACGUGGGCCACAUUGGUGGGAGGCGAGCACUCUCACCACUCUGCCAUCCCUGAGGCGAGUGCUCUCACCACUGCGCCAUCCCUUGCUCCCUAGGUUAGACGAGAUAGAGAAGAAAUGUACAAUAGCAUUGUAAGACCAUGUUUUUCAAUGGCAGGUCAAUAAUAUCAUUACUACAGGUAGUCUUUAUUAUAUGGCUGAAUCAACAAGGGCGCAAGGUGAAGUGUAUUCUGUGUUCUGAUUGGCCACACAAGUAGACCAGUUAGACCCAUCUUGCCCACUCCGGACUUUCUGAGUUGGUCUGCAAGAAAAAAGUUCUCUUUUUGGUCAUAUAAUAAAUUCUUUACUGAUUAAUCUUCAAGAUGGCUGGGUAUUGGCCCUGAUGACCCCAACUUUGUCUCAGCCCAUAACCCCCCCCCCCUCCCCCAAAGAAACUUAGCCAAUAGUACAGCCAUUUUGAGCCUGAUUAAAAAACACAUACUUACUCCUUCCAGUUGAUGGAGUUCAAAAGAAUUAUUGCAUUAAAUUGAGGCCAUUGUGGGUAAUUAACAUGAACAUAGAAGAAGAAUAAUGAAAUGUUUCACCAUUCAUUAAAAAGUCUUAACUCGUAUUUCAUCAAAUUUAAUCAAUAUUACUAUUAAUUUAGACUCAAAAUCCAAAAUUUUAUAACGAUUUCAAGGCUUAAUUCUUGCAUGCCCAGAAUGUAUAGAGCAGCACUGAAUGUUAUAACAUGCUAAGUAGUUAUGCAUAGAAAAUAAAACAAAUCAGCAACCAUGCUACCACACCCUUAGUUAAUUCUAACUAUAAAGCUGCCCAUUGAAUUUAUUACUCUAGACUCAAAAAGAUCAUAAGGGCUACAUGACCAAGCUGUAAACUAUAAGGUGGCUUGUUUUCAUUGAUUACAUACACAAAUCAAUGUUAUUAGGUGAUGCCAGCAUGGUUGGCUCUUAAAGUAAACUAUUUGGACACCUUCAUACUUAGGGGUGGCGAAUGGUAAAAUCCGAGACUCGCCGAGACGCCGAGAUCCUAGUUAGAAUCCGAGCCCGAGACUCUCUGGUGAAACGCUUCGAGACUCAAAAAAAGUAAAAACAAACAAUGAAAAAACGAGACUUCGAGACUUAUCAAAAACGCUUCCGAGAUUUCGAGAUCCUGCCAAAAUUUUCCGACACCCACGUGCCAUUCGCCACCCCUAUAUUUUUGUACAAUUUUAAGAUGGCUUAAAUGGGUUCAAUCCAAGGGAGUUUGCCUUAGACUUACAAACCCUUAUUUGAGUCAAAGUCUGAUUUUUGUCUCCUGUUCUUCAAUUAACUUUUAGGUUGGCAUGUAGAAGAUGGAAAUCCUGAUGGAAUUCAACCAGACUUCUUGAUAUCUCUCACAGCUCCAAAACUUUGUGCUAAACACUUUCGGGGCACAUUUCAUUUCUUAGGCGGCAGAUUUGUGCCUGAGUCUCUAGCUCAAAAGUAUAAUUUGUCUCUUCCAGAUUAUCCUGAAACAGAGCCUUGCAUGCUGUUAACUGAAUGA
Molecule: messenger RNA, 3436 nt
Organism: Porites evermanni
Lineage: Eukaryota; Metazoa; Cnidaria; Anthozoa; Scleractinia; Poritidae
Source: the annotation of a GenBank genome assembly